AUGGAAACCCCCACCCACAGCACCGUGUACCUGAGCGACUGGCAGAAGAGUUACUUUGCUAUUACCUCUGGCACCUGCACACCUGGACAGAAGGCAGAUGAGUACCGUGCCAAAAUCCUGCGUAUUCAGUAUGCAUGGGCAAACUCCGAGAUCUCUCAGGUCUGUGCUGCCCACUUGUUUAAAAAAUAUGCAGAGAAAUAUGCUGCAAUUAUUGACUCUGACAACAUAGAGACUGGCUUGAAUAACUAUGCUGAAAACAUUUUGACUUUGGCAAAAUGUCAGCAAAAUGACAGUGACAAGUGGCAAUCUGCCUUGACAACAGAGAAUGUAUUUGAAUUGAAGUGUGUGCAAGAGAGGAUGCAGACUGGCAAAAAUUUCCAGAGCUCUCAGGUGACACCAACAGAUGCCUGUGUACUUGCUGAUCAAGGGGUCCGUCCCUCUGCUGCUCCAGGUCUUCCUAAGUUCAGUGUCUUCAGCAGUGCUGGAGAGACUGAGCUCUGUGCUGGCUCAGCAAAAUGUGCAAAUCAAAGACCGGCUCUCCUUGGACAUCCCUCAUCUUUCAAGUCUUCUCAAAGCACUUUGCCUUCUGUGACCAAAACAUUGGAUACACUUCCUGCCCCUUCAGCCUCCUUAAAUGAACAGGUUCGCACAGGUUUCCAGGCAACUCCUCUAUUUGGAAGCAAAGAAGCGACAAGUAGUUCUCUGAAAAUGUCAAGUAACUGUUGUGAUGGACAAAAUUUGUCUCUUUCCAAUCAGUCGGCUAUACCUGCAUGGUCUGCAAGUUCUGGAAAAAGAAAAGCGUUUUAUGGUGUGGCUGAUGAAGGUAGCACGGUGACUGCUAGCCUUGCUCCAUGCCAGGCUUCCACUAGUACUGAAACCAGUAGUUUUUCAGGGAAUAGAAACAGAAAUGAAGAGAGCAGCAUUCCUGGUUUUAGAACUGCAAAAGAACAGCUGUGGGUGGAUCAGCAAAAGAAAUCUCAAAACCUACCCCAGCGUGUGCCAGUCUCAUCAUAUGGAGGUGUAAAAAAAUCGCUGGGCGCAGGCAGAUCUCGGGGUCCCUUUGGCAAGUUUGUUCCUCCAGUUCCUAAACAAGAUGGAAAUGAAAAUGGAGGAGCACAGUGUAAACCUCAUGCAAGAGGGCAGGCAGAUCCAUUGCUGCCUGUAGAUGAACGACUGAAAAACAUAGAACCAAAAAUGGUUGAACUCAUUAUGCACGAGAUCAUGGACCACGGGCCUCCCGUCAACUGGGAUGACAUUGCUGGAGUUGAAUUUGCUAAAGCUACUAUAAAAGAAAUAGUAGUCUGGCCUAUGCUGAGGCCAGACAUCUUCACUGGGUUACGUGGUCCUCCUAAGGGAAUUCUUCUCUUUGGUCCCCCUGGGACAGGCAAGACUCUCAUAGGCAAGUGCAUCGCAUGCCAGUCUGGAGCAACUUUUUUUAGCAUCAGUGCCUCCUCUCUGACUUCCAAGUGGGUAGGUGAGGGGGAAAAGAUGGUCCGUGCAUUGUUCACUGUGGCACGGUGUCAACAACCAGCAGUGAUUUUCAUUGAUGAAAUCGAUUCUUUGUUGUCUCAGCGUGGAGAUGGGGAGCAUGAGUCAUCGAGAAGAAUAAAAACCGAAUUUCUGGUCCAGUUAGAUGGAGCAACAACCUCCUCUGAAGAUCGUAUUCUGGUGGUUGGAGCAACAAAUCGACCUCAAGAAAUCGAUGAAGCUGCUCGAAGGAGACUAGUGAAGAGACUGUACAUUCCUCUUCCAGAAGCCUCAGCUAGGAAGCAGAUUGUCACCCGUCUAAUGUCAAAGGAGCACUGCUCUCUAAAUGAAGAGGAAAUUGAACUCAUAGUUAAUAAAUCAAAUGGAUUUUCUGGGGCAGACAUGACACAGCUCUGUCGGGAAGCUUCUCUGGGCCCUAUCCGCAGUCUUCAGUCCAUGGACAUUGCAACCAUCAUGCCAGACCAAGUGCGGCCUAUUGCUUUUCUGGACUUCGAGAGUGCCUUCAGAACCGUGCGGCCCAGCGUCUCCUCAAAGGACCUAGAGCUGUAUGAAACCUGGAACCAGACAUUUGGCUGUGGUAGAUAAUUGCAUCCUAACUGUUUCUCAGAAGCAUUCCUUUAGCACUGUUGUGUAUUAAACCCAUGAUAAUUUUGA
Molecule: messenger RNA, 2142 nt
Organism: Columba livia (rock pigeon)
Lineage: Eukaryota; Metazoa; Chordata; Aves; Columbiformes; Columbidae
Gene: FIGNL1
Product: fidgetin like 1
Exons: 1
Coding region: 1-2073 (690 amino acids)
Molecular function (GO): ATP hydrolysis activity; microtubule severing ATPase activity; ATP binding
Source: RefSeq, a predicted model, not a curated record